AUGGACAUAAUCUCCCAACUACAGGAACAAGUCAACACAAUUGCUUCUCUUGCCUUCAAUACCUUUGGAACACUACAAAGGGAUUCUCCUCCAGUUAGACUUUCACCAAAUUACCCAGAACCACCUGCGAAUCCGACGGAGGAUGCAGAGAAUUUUGCUGAACAAGCCAAGCUCAUGAGUGCAGCUCUGGUUGAGGCUGCUAAGCAGGUUGAUGCAUUAGUUGCAGCACUUCCUUUAGCUGAGGGAGGGGAAGAAGCACAGCUGAAAAGGAUUGCAGAACUGCAGGCUGAAAAUGACGCUGUUGGCCAAGAACUUCAGAGGCAACUGGAAGCUGCAGAGAAAGAAUUAAAGGAGGUCCGUGAAUUGUUCAGCCAAGCAGCAGAUAAUUGCUUGAACUUGAAGAAACCCGAUUAA
Molecule: messenger RNA, 414 nt
Organism: Prunus armeniaca (apricot)
Lineage: Eukaryota; Viridiplantae; Streptophyta; Magnoliopsida; Rosales; Rosaceae
Source: the annotation of a GenBank genome assembly